Messenger RNA from Schistosoma spindalis, 366 nucleotides. The record is from the annotation of a GenBank genome assembly. NCBI's taxonomy places the organism in Eukaryota, Metazoa, Platyhelminthes, Trematoda, Strigeidida, Schistosomatidae.
AUGACAAAUAAGUCACAAACACCACUUCUUAUGAAUGAUAACUUAACCCAGAAUAGUUCUAAUCAAUACGAUGAUGAUGAUGAUGAUGAUGAUGAUGAUGAUGAUGAUGAUGAUGAUGAUGAUGAUGAUGAUGAUGAUGAUGAUGAUGAUGAUGAUGAUGAUGAUGAUGAUGAUGAUGAUGAUGAUGAUGAUGAUGAUGAUGAUGAUGAUGAUGAUGAUGAUGAUGAUGAUGAUGAUGAUGAUGAUGAUGAUGAUUGGGAUGAUGAUGAUGAUGAUGAGAUGAUUGGGAUGAUGAUGAUGAUGAUGAUGAUGAUGAUGAUGAUGAUGAUGAUGAUGAUGAUGAUGAUGAUGAUGAUGAUGAGAUGA